CGUUGCCACGGAAACAGUACACAGACGCUAGAGACGCUAGCCUGUUAGCAUUCUUGUUGGCGCAAGCUAACUAUCAUCACAAAAUAACCAUACUAGCUAACGCUAAUAACUAAGGUUACUAAUUUAGCUAUAUUUACACCUUCAAAAUAUUUAUCUCACGCGUAUCGAUUAGAACGGGCUGGUCAGAAUAGCAUCGAUCAGAGGGACAUUCUGAUUCCUCCAGCUAGCGGCAACGGAUCAGGUUAUUCUGAGUAUAUCUAUAACGUUGCUCAUCAUCAAUACUAUAUAUCGAUAACGCUCAUCAAGAGUUGUUAUUAUUACGGUGACGUUGCGAUCAUGAAGGCGGCGAGGAUACAGCUUCGCAAUUUAUGGAUCUAAAGAUAUAUCCCUAUAUACAUUGCUAUUGAUAUAGAAAUCGAUGUAUAUAGAACCAUAGAGAUAUAUCUACCAAUAUAUGCAUACAUAUAUAUAGGCUGAUGGAUAGGGGCAUAGAUCGUCUAGGCAUGAUACAAUAGGGUGGUGACGAAGGGCCAUGCGGUGGUGGGUGGAAGAGGUCUUGGUUUGGCUAAAGGGAAAGAGAUGGAUGUGUGCAGUAGGAACCCCAACCGAACCUCCCCAGUAAGCGAAGCAGGUGGAGGUGACCAAGUGCCUCUUUGUUCCCGGACCAAUGGGUGGAGCUGGCCACCCCACCCUCUCCAGCUGCUGGCCUGGCUGCUCUACCUCUUCUUUGCCAUCACCAGCCUGGGAAUUUUCAUCCCUCUGCUACCUCCACACUGGCUGCCGGCUGGCUACAUCUGUACAGGCAUCAUGUUGGUCGGCCACCUGUGUGUUCACGUGAUGGCGGUCUCGCUGGAUCCAGCUGAUCAGAACGUGAGGAGGAAGACCACCAGCGGUCCUGUGCCUGUCUUUGACCGGUCCAGACACGCCCACGUGAUCGAGAACUGCCACUGCUACCUCUGUCAGGUGGACGUCGGUCCCAAGUCGAAGCACUGCAGCUCGUGUAACAAAUGUGUUGCGAGCUUCGACCAUCACUGCAGGUGGCUCAACAACUGUGUGGGGAGAAGGAAUUACAAGCUCUUCCUCAACAGUGUCAUCUCAGCCCUGCUCGGGAUCUGCCUGGUCCUGGUGAGCGCCACCUAUGUCUUCAUUCAGUUUUUACUGGAUCCAUCCCAGCUGCGCACAGACACACACUUCCAAGUGACCAACGACACGGGGCUGUGGUUCGUCUUCCUGCCCCUGGCUCCCGUUGACUCGGCCGGGGCGGUGAUCCCCGUCCUGGCGGCCGUCACCAUCGGCCUGGGCCUGCUGUCCUGCACCCUCCUCAGCCACCUGCUGGGCUUCCACAUGUACCUCAUGUGGAACAGGUUAAGUACUUAUGAGUACAUAGUGAAACAGCGCCACCGACAGGGAACAAGAGGAGCCAGCGCUAAAACUCCAACGAGGAAGGCUUCAGCCAACAUCAUACAGGAACUGAGCUACUCUGGGACCCUGGGCUACACCAACCCUGAGGUGGACCACCCCAGAACCCUGGCUCCUCCCGAUAGUUUACAGUUCCAUAUGAAUGGUGAGAUGAAAAGGAUUUCCAGUGGAGGUGAAGAAGACAAAACCACUUCACACACACAGAGAAAGAAGAAAAAGAAGAGGAAGGUUCACCGAGUGCCUUCAGAAACACACACACCACCUGCGGAGCUCUGCGGGGGGCCGGAGCUACCCCACGCAGCCUUCCCUCCGAGGCCCGCUCCAGCCUCGCGGGCCCCCAGCCUGGGGCCGGGGCCAGGCCCUCGGGCCCCGCUGCAGGCCGCGGGGCCGCCCGCAGAGUACCACUCUGACUCGGCCGAGUCUCUGGAGGAGAUCCCGGUGCCGCUGGCGCGCCUGGGCUCCUGCUCUUCCUCCGGGACCCGGGCCCUCCCAGCAUGCACCUCUUACGGCCCCCCCUUGCCCCGCUUCACCAAGAGGAAGAGGAGGAGCCGGGACCCCCGGCGGGAGACGUUCCCCUCUGAGCCCCCCACUGUGUUUGUGAGCCAGGCCAGCGGGGAGCUGGGAGAACCCAAAGGGUGGCUGAUCCAGAACUCUGGACGGAGCUCUCUGGCGUGACCCCUGACCCUAACCCCGUGACCUUUACCCUCAUACUGAUCCCUGACCUUCAGCCUAACCCUGACCUUCACCCUAACCCUGACCUUCACCCUAACCCCUGGCCUUCACCCUUACCCUGACCUUCACACUAACCCCAUGACCUUUACCCAAACACUGACCCCUGACCUUCACCCUAACAUUAACCCUGACCCUAGUCAAUUGGUGACUGAACCAGCACACAGGAGAUUAUUCAGACCUACAACUUGGAUGGUUUUAUCUCUUUUCUCUCUCCCUCUAUCGCCCUUCUCUCUCUCAUCACUAUAGACAAGCACAAUGGAUCACAAUAUACGUUUUUUUCACGUUUUUCUACGGUUUGCCAAUAGUUCCUGAAGAAGUAUCCUGUCGAUUUUGCAAAUGGAAGCCCAGAAACAUGCUGACGAACCUUCUAACAACCUUGUGAUGAACUUUGAGUGGAGCAGCCCUUCGUGGACAGAUGUUCACCAUAGACUGUAUCGGAUAGAUGUUCACCGUAGACUUUAUUGGAUAGGUCUUCACCAUAGACUGCAUCAGAUAGGUGGUAAGUUGUAACCAUAGACUAUAGGUGUUCACCGUUCUGAUCAAAGAUCCCUGGGACUUCACAGUUUUGAUGAAGGCAUUGGCAUCUUUUUGAGUCUUUUCUUUAUUAUAUUAUAAUAUAUAUUAUAAUAAUGAAUUAUAUUAUAAUAAUAUAUAUUAUUAUAUCAUGUUUUAUACCUAUGUGUCUAUUAAUAAACACAUGUUUUAUACCUGU
Gadus morhua (Atlantic cod) is the source of this 2863-nucleotide messenger RNA. RefSeq names its product zDHHC palmitoyltransferase 1 (gene zdhhc1). Gene Ontology annotation, biological process: peptidyl-L-cysteine S-palmitoylation; protein targeting to membrane. Lineage: Eukaryota; Metazoa; Chordata; Actinopteri; Gadiformes; Gadidae. Gene Ontology annotation, molecular function: protein-cysteine S-palmitoyltransferase activity. The record is from RefSeq and is a predicted model, not a curated record. The coding region runs from base 580 to 2094 and encodes 504 amino acids. Gene Ontology annotation, cellular component: endoplasmic reticulum; Golgi apparatus. The transcript is spliced from 10 exons.